CACUAAAGAGAUGUAUUUAUGUAAUAACUCGUUGCCAAAGCAACACCCUAUAUCCUUGACGACGAAAGACUUCGACAAGAUGGUUAACAGCAGUGCUCCAUUUGCUCGGAAAUUCGCUAAGGAUGAUCCGGUUCUGGACAAGAUUGACAAGGAACUCCUGGGGCGAACCGAUCGGUUUGCUCCAGGAGCCUGGUGCGUCGGUGGGUCGGAUAAUGGGUCUGACCCGUGCUCUGUUGGUGGGGAUCAUUCGGUAUUUAGUCCUGGUCCUGGGGCGAAAAGAUUGCAGGAACUGCUUCGGACAUUGCUGUCGGAAGAUUUUCGGAAGCAGCAGUGGUCGUGAAAGGGUUAAAGCAUUUUUAGCUCAAACUCCACGAAAUGUACAUUGAUGAUAUAUUGAUAAUAGGUUAUACGGCGGACCCACGGGUGUUUAGGGGUGUCUCUGGACACCCCUAAAUUUUGGGAAAACAAUUAUCCAACCCCCGGUAGUAAUUUACGUAUUGACAAAAAAAUUAUAAUUGAUAGUCGGGGACACCUUAAAUUUAAAAAAGUGAUUAUCCUACUCUCAUUUUUUAGUUUGAGUAUGAGAAUAUAAGUCGUAGUUUGGGUAAUUCAAACAUAGGACACUUUUAUUAUUAAUAAACAUAAUUUUCAUUA
This is a messenger RNA of Linum trigynum, 654 nucleotides long. Lineage: Eukaryota; Viridiplantae; Streptophyta; Magnoliopsida; Malpighiales; Linaceae. The record is from the annotation of a GenBank genome assembly.